Molecule: messenger RNA, 1437 nt
Organism: Arctia plantaginis
Lineage: Eukaryota; Metazoa; Arthropoda; Insecta; Lepidoptera; Erebidae
Source: the annotation of a GenBank genome assembly
AUGGCAGAAAAGAUGUUACCUCAGAUUUUUAAGUUUGUUGACCAGAAUGUCAGUUCAUAUAAGAAACUUUUAAAACAAGCGGUUGCAAUUCCUUCUGUAUCGUGUGAUGUCAAAUACCGCCCUGAUUGCGUUCGUAUGGUCGAAUGGAUGCAAGAGAAGCUGAAGGAGGUUGGCGCCAGUACCCAGUUACGGGACGUCGGAUUUCAAACUAUUGACGGUAAAGAGGUGAAACUUCCUCCAGUUUUAGUGGGCGUUUUAGGAAACGACCCGAAGAAAAACACAAUCUGUAUUUAUGGUCAUUUAGAUGUCCAACCAGCCUUAAAGUCUGAUGGCUGGGAGACAGAUCCAUUUGAGUUGGUGGAGCGCAAUGAAAAGCUGUAUGGUCGUGGUUCAACUGAUGACAAGGGACCGGUACUUGGCUGGCUUCACGCUAUUAAUGCUUACAAGGGGAUAGGUGAAGAGCUGCCUGUUAAUUUGAAAUUUGUUUUUGAAUGCAUGGAAGAAUCUGGUUCAGAAGGUCUGGAUGCCUUGCUUAUAGAAAAAUUAAAACCAGAAGGAUUCUUCAAAAAUGUAGAUUAUGUGUGCAUAUCUGACAACUAUUGGUUGGGCACCACUAAACCAUGCAUUACUUAUGGCUUAAGAGGUAUCAGCUACUACUUUCUGGAAAUAGAAUGCGCAGAAAUGGAUUUGCAUAGCGGUGUUUAUGGAGGAACAGUUCAUGAAGCUAUGUCAGAUCUUAUUUAUCUGAUGGACCAGUUGGUCGACAAAGACGGCAAGAUCUUAAUAACGGACAUUUACAAAUCAGUCGCGCCAUUGACUGAUAACGAAAAGACACUUUACACUAAUAUCGACUUCGACACAGAAGCUUACAGGAAGUGCAUUGGAGCUACAAAAUUGGCUCACAAUGGUGAUAAGGAACAGAUUCUCAUGCACCGCUGGAGGUACCCGAGUCUUUCACUGCAUGGUAUCGAAGGUGCUGCAUUCCAGCCUGGCGCGAAGACUGUCAUUCCUGGAAAGGUUAUUGGGAAGUUCUCGAUAAGAAUUGUGCCAAAUCAGGAGCCUGAAGAAGUAGAGAAACUCGUCUUUGAUUAUGUCCAUAAGAAAUGGGCAGAAAGAGGAUCACCCAACAAAAUGCGCAUCACAGCGCAAAGCGGUCGCGCCUGGACCGAGAACCCGAAUCAUCCUCACUACCAGGCCGCAGCACGUGCCACUAGACUCAUCUAUCAUACGGAGCCGGACAUGUCACGUGAAGGCGGCUCUAUCCCCGUGACGAUCACUCUGCAGGAGGCGAGUGGACGCAACGUGCUGCUGCUCCCCAUGGGAGCUGGCGACGAUAUGGCUCACUCGCAGAAUGAGAAAAUCAAUGUUCGCAACUAUAUCGAAGGCAUAAAGCUAUUCGCUGCCUACAUGUACGAAGUCAGCAAACUCGCAAAGUAG